AUGAGCAGCAAAUUUUUGACAUUAGUUCAACGAUUAACUAAACGUUAUAUUCAUUCUUCGCAAUCAUUAUUAUCCGGUGAAUAUGAAUAUCAAGAUCCUAAAUCUCCUAACGAUAUUGUAAAUGUUACCUUUAUAGACAAGGAAGGGAAAUCUUAUCAAGUUAAAGGAAAAAUUGGUGAUAAUUUGAUGUAUUUAGCACAUCGUUAUAAAAUUGAAAUAGAAGGAGCAUGUGAAGCAUCACUUGCUUGCUCAACAUGUCAUGUUUAUGUUAAACAAAAUUUUUAUGAUAAAUUACCACCUCCAAAAGAUGAAGAGGAAGAUAUGCUUGAUUUAGCUGCAUUUUUAAAAUCAAACUCUAGAUUAAGUUGUCAAAUUAUAUUAGAUAAAAGUCUAGAUGGACUUGUUGUUACAUUGCCUGCUGCUACAAGAAAUUUUUAUGUGGAUGGACACACACCUCAACCUCAUUAG
Molecule: messenger RNA, 468 nt
Organism: Gordionus sp. m RMFG-2023
Lineage: Eukaryota; Metazoa; Nematomorpha; Gordioida; Chordodea; Parachordodidae
Product: adrenodoxin-like protein 1, mitochondrial
Exons: 1
Coding region: 1-468 (155 amino acids)
Biological process (GO): P450-containing electron transport chain; positive regulation of oxidoreductase activity
Cellular component (GO): mitochondrion
Molecular function (GO): 2 iron, 2 sulfur cluster binding
Source: RefSeq, a predicted model, not a curated record